Messenger RNA from Delphinapterus leucas (beluga whale), 2107 nucleotides. RefSeq names its product chromatin target of PRMT1 (gene CHTOP). The record is from RefSeq and is a predicted model, not a curated record. Lineage: Eukaryota; Metazoa; Chordata; Mammalia; Artiodactyla; Monodontidae.
UGUUUUCGACACCGAGCGGGAGUUGACGGCAGCCGCUGUGGUGAAAGGCAGGAAGGGGCAGGCCGGUUAGCAGGCGGACGGGCCAACCGGACAGCCAGCCAACAGCAAAGAACUAACCUAGAAAUCUACCGCUUAACACAUCUAACUAACCGCCCACCAAGUUAACCCGAGCCCCUCCACCGUCAACUCAGGUUCGGCCGGCCCCCGGCCCGCCUGCCGCAGCCGUGGUGGCAGCCCCGGGAGGAGCACUGGCGUCCGUUUCCUUCGAUCAGUGGUUCUCAGUUGUGGCUGCACAAGAGAAGCACCGAGGUAGACUUCCCCCCCCCUUCGAGAUUCUCGGGAUUUGAAGAUGGCUGCACAGUCAGCGCCGAAAGUUGUGCUAAAAAGCACCACCAAGAUGUCUCUAAAUGAGCGCUUUACUAAUAUGCUGAAGAACAAACAGCCGAUGCCAGUGAAUAUUCGGGCUUCGAUGCAGCAACAACAGCAGCUAGCCAGUGCCAGAAACAGAAGACUGGCCCAGCAGAUGGAGAAUAGACCCUCUGUCCAGGCAGCAUUAAAACUUAAGCAGAAGAGCUUAAAGCAGCGCCUGGGUAAGAGUAACAUCCAGGCACGGUUAGGCCGACCAAUAGGGGCCCUGGCCAGGGGAGCAAUCGGAGGACGAGGCCUGCCCAUUAUCCAGAGAGGCUUGUCCAGAGGAGGACUUCGUGGGGGACGUGCCACAAGAACCCUACUUAGGGGCGGGAUGUCGCUCCGAGGUCAAAACCUGCUCCGAGGUGGACGAGCCGUAGCUCCCCGAAUGGGCUUAAGAAGAGGUGGUGUUCGAGGUCGUGGAGGUCCUGGGAGAGGGGGCCUAGGGCGUGGAGCUAUGGGUCGUGGCGGAAUCGGUGGUAGAGGUCGGGGUAUGAUAGGUCGGGGAAGAGGGGGCUUUGGAGGCAGAGGACGAGGCCGUGGACGAGGGAGAGGUGCCCUUGCUCGCCCUGUACUGACCAAGGAGCAGCUGGACAACCAACUGGAUGCAUACAUGUCAAAAACGAAAGGACACCUGGAUGCUGAGUUGGAUGCCUACAUGGCUCAGACAGAUCCCGAAACCAAUGAUUGAAGCCUGCCCACCCUCCUGUGAGACUCUUGUUAAAGUCACACAUCUGUAAAUAACCUUGAGAUAACAGAUGAGAAGAAACUUGAUUGAUGCUGGAAGGACCUACCAUAAUAGGCUAUGGACUGACUCGCCACCAGUUUGUGCAUUUAGUGUGUUCCUUUUACUUUUUGAUACUGUGUUGUAUGAAACCCUUUUUUUCUCUGACUUGGGUUUUGUUUUAUUGUCGUUUGGGUUUUUUUUUCCUUCGCCCAGACUUCUCUUCGAACAUGAAUGUGUUGGCCUUGUGGCUAGUACACCCUCUUCCCCACUCUGCCUUCGCUCACUUGUCAUAUGCUUUGGCAUUCUGACAUUUCCUCUGUUCAUCUCCUGUGAAAAAGUCCCAGAAAGAGCCCAUCAAUGUCCCUGCUUAAUAUCUAGGUUUCUGAGAUACAGUUCUGUUCUGCAUCAUCUUUAAAGAGCCUCUUAAAAGUGUUUAGAAAAUGUGGAGCUCAAAAAUGCAUUCUGCCACGCUGAUGUUUUAGUAAAGUAAAUUAGGAACUCUGACAUAGCUACAGGGCCACCUAACAAGUUACACACGGUAGCAGCUCUGAUUUAAUUAGUUAUUACCAUGUACAUUUACACCACAUAACCAGUGUACUGGGUCAGGUAUGUGCACUUUCUACCCUGGAAUGAGAUUUAUAAACUUUUCCUCUUGGCUUUGCAUCAUGCCCAAAGAGGGUAUUUUUGGAUUGGCUUACACCUGCAAAAGAGUGGGGAAAGCCAUUUGGUUUGGCAGAUGCUUCAGAAGAGAGAGGACUGGAAAUUGAUGGCAGAUAUCUGGUGGGAGGGGUCAGAAGAUAUCCAUGCUGAAAUGCUGUUAUGUUUAUACCAGGCCGAUCUUGGGCUUCAUUCAUUGACUUUGACCCUUAUUCCCCUUGAAGGUUUAAUUAAGUUCAACCAUAUUCUGUCAACUGUUCCAGUUUCAGUAGAAUCUUUUGUUUCUGGUUCAUUAUAACAAAUUGUUCUCUGAAA